CCCCCAUCCCCUCCCCUGGGCCAUGGCCAACUCAGGCCUUCAGCUCCUGGGCUACUUCCUGGCCCUGGGUGGCUGGGUGGGCAUCAUUGCCAGCACAGCACUCCCGCAGUGGAAGCAGUCCUCCUACGCAGGAGAUGCCAUCAUCACCGCCGUGGGCCUCUACGAAGGGCUCUGGAUGUCCUGCGCCUCCCAGAGCACCGGUCAGGUGCAGUGCAAGCUCUAUGACUCGCUGCUUGCCCUGGAAGGUCACAUCCAGUCAGCGCGAGCCCUGAUGGUGGUGGCCGUGCUCCUGGGCUUCGUGGCCAUGGUCCUCAGUGUCAUCGGUAUGAAGUGCACCCGGGUCGGAGAUAGCAACCCCAUCGCCAAGGGCCGAGUGGCCAUCGCUGGGGGUGCCCUCUUCCUCCUGGCGGGCCUCUGCACUUUGACAGCCGUCUCGUGGUAUGCCACACUGGUGACCCAGGAGUUCUUCAACCCCAGCACACCCGUCAACGCCAGGUACGAGUUUGGUCCAGCCCUGUUUCUGGGCUGGGCCGCCGCCGGCCUGGCCAUGCUGGGCGGCUCCUUCCUCUGCUGCACGUGCCAGGAGCCCGAGAGAUCCAACAGCAGCCCGCAGCCCUACCGGCCCGGCCCCUCGGCGGCUGCUCGAGAACCAGUUGUUAAAUUGUCUGCCUCCACCAAGGGCCCCCUGGGUGUGUAAUGUCCAGGUUCCCCAGCCUGGCUCUGUCCCCCUGCCACACCUAGACCGGGUGCUUGGUAUCUUUUGGAAAGAAAAGUGAACAUCCA
This is a messenger RNA of Physeter macrocephalus (sperm whale), 783 nucleotides long. It is a transcript of the gene CLDN19, whose product is annotated as claudin 19. Lineage: Eukaryota; Metazoa; Chordata; Mammalia; Artiodactyla; Physeteridae. Gene Ontology annotation, biological process: cell adhesion; bicellular tight junction assembly. The transcript has 5 exons. The coding region runs from base 23 to 697 and encodes 224 amino acids. Gene Ontology annotation, cellular component: bicellular tight junction; plasma membrane. The record is from RefSeq and is a predicted model, not a curated record. Gene Ontology annotation, molecular function: structural molecule activity.